Messenger RNA from Prunus armeniaca (apricot), 849 nucleotides. The record is from the annotation of a GenBank genome assembly. NCBI's taxonomy places the organism in Eukaryota, Viridiplantae, Streptophyta, Magnoliopsida, Rosales, Rosaceae.
AUGGAUUUCCAAAACCAGUAUCAGCAGGCUGGUCAGAUGCCAAAAUAUGAGUGUCUUCUCUUUGAUCUAGAUGAUACCCUUUAUCCCUUGAGUUCUGGAAUGUCUAAACAAUGCACCAAGAAUAUUGAAGAAUACAUGGUUCAAAAACUAGGCAUAGAGGAAACAACAGUCACUCAGCUUAAUCAAGUAUUAUACAAGAAUUAUGGGACAUCAAUGGCUGGUCUAAGGGCCAUUGGUUAUAACUUCGACAAUGAUGACUACCAUAGUUUUGUUCAUGGAAGAUUGCCCUAUGAGGUACUAAGACCUGACCAUGUCCUUAGGACUCUGUUGCUGAGCCUGCCGUAUCGAAAACUCAUUUUCUCAAAUGGGGACAAGUUCCAUGUGGCAAAAACUCUUAGCAAGCUUGGAUUGAAGGACUGUUUUGAAGGAGUUGUAUGUUUUGAGACUCUGAAUCCCAUCAUUGAUAAUGAAGACUCAAAGUCCACAGGCUGCAGAAAGGUUUUUGACCAUUCUUGUUUAUUUGAUGCUGGAUCAGCACUUCCAGUGACUCCAGUUGUUUGCAAACCAUUUGCGAAUGCAUAUGAACAAGCAUUUCAGAAAGCCAAUAUUAACCCUCAAAGAACUCUCUUCUUUGAUGAUAGCAUCCGCAACAUACAGGCUGGAAAGGAUAUGGGUCUUCAUACUGUAUUGGUGGGCACUUCCAACAGAACAAAGGGUGUGGAUUAUGCAAUAGAGAGCAUCCACAAUAUCAGAGAAGCACUGCCAGAGCUUUGGGAAAUCAAUAAUAAGAAAGACAUAAGCAGAAGCUUUUCUGGUAAGCUGGCAAUGGAGACAUCAGUGACUGCCUAA